Messenger RNA from Fonsecaea multimorphosa CBS 102226, 3261 nucleotides. RefSeq lists its product as uncharacterized. Lineage: Eukaryota; Fungi; Ascomycota; Eurotiomycetes; Chaetothyriales; Herpotrichiellaceae. The coding region runs from base 1 to 3261 and encodes 1086 amino acids. The transcript has 4 exons. The record is from RefSeq and is a predicted model, not a curated record.
AUGCAAGUUAAAGACGAUGAAGAGGAUCCCUCGUCUCGAUCGACGUCGGGGUCGGAUACCGACGACGACUCCAACUCGACUGAAGAGCCAAAGCCGUCGACCCCAAUUUGGAAGCGUGUAUGGCAAUGGCUAGGUCUCGAUUUAGAAACCGUGAAAAUGAUGGCAAAGGGUGCCCUGCCACCGGUGAUUGCCGCGGCAAUGAAUCAGUCAAAGUCGAUCGCACAUAUCUAUACAAGCCUCGGAUAUCUGGUCUCCAUUAUGGCCUUCUUCUCUUUCGCAACCCAACCCAGAGCACGCUUCGUCCAGACUAUGACCUUGAAUGUUUUAGGGGUCUGCCUUUCUGCAGCUGUCAUGCUACUGUCUAUCUACUGUGCAGUCAAAUCCAGGGAACAUUCAGAGAGCACGGCACAACAUAAUGCGCCGAACACUAAAGUCAAAGCCAAUUACAGUGGCUCGGCUAGCGCCAUAAUUGCAGUCUGGCUCUGCGUGUCCAUCUACCUCAUCAACGUGGGACGAGCGUUGCGUCCACAAUAUUCGGUUACUGGCACUAUUUUGAGCUUUUUUGUAAUUGUAGCUUCGAUCAACGCCACGCAAAUAGUGAAUAUGUCCCAGGGCGAGAUCUUGAUCAAACACUUGAUUGGGGCCUUCCUUAUGGGGUUUGCUGUCGCAGUCGGUGUUUCGUUUUUCAUAUUCCCCCGAAGUCAUCGGAAGCUAUGCUUUAAGCUGACGGACGACUUUGUCAGCAAGCUCAAGGAUUCCCUGAAAGCUCAGGGGGCAUAUAUGCGACGGAUGCGACGCAAAAAUUUGGUUUUUACGUGUGUGCAAGAGACUAAUGUCUCUACGGCGAGGAUGAGUCCGAAAGAAAUCAGAACCACAAACUCGCCGGAAGCGCAACGGUUGAAGCUCAGCACCGCAGGUCUCUCGGCAACCUUCGGGCGCAUGCACACUGAACUGGAAUAUGCAAAGACAGAGUUUGCUGUUGGUCACCUCGACGUGUACGACAUCAAAAAGAUUCGCGAAUUGCUCCAAUCUAUUCUGCUACCCAUGAAUGGAAUGUCCACGUUGGUUAACAUAUUGAAAGAAGUGGCUGUCAGAGCAGUUGGCGCGGAAGAUGACGAUGAUCCGGAGGGUCUGUCUUUUGACGACCUGCAAGCAGAGCGUAUUGCAUGGGCGAAUGUGAUGGAUUCGCUCGUAAGUUCCUUCGACUCUCUAUCAGAGACUUUGGAAAAUGCGCUGGAUCAUGUAUACAUUCAAUUGCGGUUUGGUCGGAGGAGAAAACGGGCAGAAGACGCAGAAAAUGGAACGCCACGAUCAGGUGAUGGCGAUUUUGCAGCUUUUUUGAGUCAGAAGAUUGCCGAGUUCGACUCGUCCCGCGCCACUACCUUACAAGGUUGGGGUCAAGCAGCCAAUGUUGAUCUACCGGUUACUUUCAUGACAGAUCUUUCAAGAGAUCCGCAGCCGACCCUCACCAGCCCUGCCACCGGGCUAAGACAUCGCCGAAAGAACCAACAGCGAAUGUAUCUUGUCUUGUACAUCGAGUUCCUGACCUGGUCCAUCGCGAAAGGUGUUCUGGACUUGGUGGUGUUUGCGGAUGUAAAAUCCCAGGAAGCCACAAAAAGAGGGUCAAGGUUGAUUCUUCCCGGAAAGAGGCGGAUGAAAAAAUGGAUUCGAACUAUGUGGACUUCAACGGACUCGAUAGCAGAUCCCACGAUCACGGGUCGUGAAGGUACUCGAACCAUAGUUCAUCUUGGAGAAGCCUAUAAAAAGCGAAAAGACCCUGAACAUUUGCCAGCUGCCAGCUACCUGGAAAUCAUCGGCGAUCGAAUACGCAGCACGUCACACUUCUUCGCCUCUGAGGAAUCCGCAUUUGGAUUCAGAGCUGUCUGCGCCGUCAUGACUGUGGCAAUCAUCGCCUUUCUCCACGACACUCAAACAUGGUUUCUUCAGCAACGUGGCCUGUGGGCUCUCAUCCUUGUUGCCAUUUCACUGGCUCCGACUACAGGUGCUUCAGUGAUCGGAUUCCUGGGUCGGGUCGUCGGAACAAUAGCAGCAGGUUGCAGCUCGAUUGCCUUGUGGUAUAUCGCAGACGGCAAGGCCGGCGGAGUAAUUCCAGUGCUCUUUAUCGUUGAAUUCCUCGGAUUCUACGCAAUCUUCAAGUAUCCACAGUUUUCUGUCGGUGCCAUCCUGUUCAAUGUCACUAAUCUACUGAUUGUGGGAUAUGAACUAGAAGUUACCGCCCUUGGGAAAGAAACGCUGGCCUCGAAUGGGCAGCCAUAUUAUCCGAUUUAUCUUCUGGCACCCUACAGACUUGCCACUGUCCUGGUCGGAACGUUUGUCGCAUUUAUUUGGUCAUAUUUUCCGUUUCCAAUGACUACUCAUGGUAAACUGCGACGGGACCUGGGAGCAGGGCUUUACCUUCUGGCCACCUACUAUGCCACAGUACACAGUACCGUGGAUAUGCGCCUUCGUGAUGAUGUCUUGGAUCCUCGGAUCAAGAAAAGCCCGGCCUACCGAGUCGAGAAGGCACGAAACAAGGCGUUUGCAAAGACUGGCAUUCAGAUCUCGAAACUAAAGGUCCUCGCUCGUGAAUGGGAGCCCACCAUCGGCGGCCGCUUCCCGAAAGAAACGUACCACGAUAUCAUCGCAUCCAUGGAAACCAUCUUCAACUACAUGACGCUCAUAUCCUAUUCAACGCGAACCUUUUCUCCCUCGUCACCACUGUUCUCCGCGUCUACACAUCCAUCAACUCAUCAUCUUGCUCGCAUUCUCUCGGGCGAAUCUCAAACACAUCCAGACGUCGAGAAACCAUGGAUCAAUAACUUUCGCCUUUUCAUGCGCAGCCUCAACAUAACAACACACGAUAUCACAUCCGUGCUCAGUCUGCUUUCUGCAAGUGUCACCAACGCUCAGCCUCUACCACCCUUUCUAAGAGUGCCGCAUCCAUACAGUCUCGGCCCAGACCUACAUAUCAUCGACCCUGAUGUUCUACGCAUCGAACAUGUUGCUGAGCCUUGCUAUGCCGCCUUUGCCGUUUGCCAAGUUGCCAGCAGUCUGGUAAGCGAGGAGCUGGAGCGACUGAUAGGAAUGGUUAAGAGUCUUGUGGGCGAAGUUGACUUCAGCUUCCACAUUGAACAGAAGCCUGAUCGGGUGACGACUUGGAGGAGCAGGACUGGUACUUUCGGAACUAAGAAUACGAAAGAAAGCGAGAGGCAGAAGAGAAACAACGUGACGAAGCCAAAUGGGAAGGGCAAAGCGGAGUGA